Messenger RNA from Juglans regia (Persian walnut), 1040 nucleotides. RefSeq names its product pleckstrin homology domain-containing protein 1. The transcript has a single exon. Lineage: Eukaryota; Viridiplantae; Streptophyta; Magnoliopsida; Fagales; Juglandaceae. Bases 292 to 723 code for a protein of 143 amino acids. The record is from RefSeq and is a predicted model, not a curated record.
GUAGUAGCUGAGAGGAAUCGCAUGGGUUGACGUUCGGACCCAUAAACAAACAGAGAAUAGAUCAAACAAGCGGAUAGAUUCUUUUACAGAUAUGAAAAGUUUGAGGGGUACAUUCGCAAAUUUUCCAAGAAAAUAAAAUAAUCUAAAAUAAAAUAAAUCGAAAGUAAAACAUAGAAAAAGAACCGUAAGUUGUCCGGUGGAGGUUUCCAUUUCUGAUUCCCAUUCCAAUUUAGCUUCACCAGCGAUCAUCCAUCGCUUUAACCCGAACCCGACACAGAAAACUAGGGUCCGAUGGCGAGCCUGUGGCGGGCCGUGACGGGCCAGUCCGAGAAUCCCGACAACUACGAUGGCGUGGAGUACUGGUCCAACCCGGAGCGAACCGGGUGGCUGACGAAGCAAGGCGAGUACAUCAAGACAUGGCGCCGUCGCUGGUUCGUGCUCAAGCAAGGCAAGCUCUUCUGGUUCAAGGAGUCCACGGUCACCCGCGGCUCUAUUCCACGUGGCGUCAUCCCGGUGGCUAAUUGCCUCACCGUCAAGGGUGCCGAGGACGUCCUCAACAAACAGUACGCCUUCGAGCUCUCCACCCGCUCCGAGACCAUGUACUUUAUUGCCGACUCCGAGAAGGAGAAAGAGGAUUGGAUCAACUCCAUCGGACGGUCCAUAGUGCAGCACUCUAGGUCAGUUACCGACUCGGAGAUCGUCGAUUACGAUAGCAAGCGGUGAGAUUUAGAAGUCGACUAGCUGAGCUUGAUCUUUGUAUCUUCGCACAUGGAUAAUUUGGUGGAAUUUUGUGGGGUCUCUAAUUUUCUGUUUGUAUAUGGAUUCGGAUCGUGUUUGUGGUCUUUGUAAGGAUAUUCUCUUUGUUUGGUGAUGAUCAGUGUUCGGUGAUCGGAUCUUAUGUUGCGGUAAAUUAUUUAUGCUUUUGUUUUCUUUUCAAAUUUUUGAAUCGAGGGUUGAAUUUUCGAUUUUGUUGCUUAUUGUUGGGAGCUUAUUUGUUGGGAGCUUCUUUGUUGGGGAUUUCAGUAUGAUUUUUGUGCUUA